Molecule: messenger RNA, 1017 nt
Organism: Fusarium sp. VM40
Lineage: Eukaryota; Fungi; Ascomycota; Sordariomycetes; Hypocreales; Nectriaceae
Source: the annotation of a GenBank genome assembly
AUGGCGUCCCAGCAAAACCUCUUUUCGCCCGCCGAACUCGCAUAUCUGCACCAGUCGCUCUCUCUACAUCCUCCAAUCCGCCCCGAUGGACGCAGUCCGACACAGUUCCGUCCCCUAACAGCCGAGACGGGUGUUCUUCCUGGUACAAAUGGCAGCGCGCGCGUGCAUUUCGCCGAUGGUACAGAGGCUAUUGUAGGAGUUAAGGCUGAGAUUGAGAAGACUGGUGAAAGCGUAGAGCAGCAUGAUGAGGAAGACAGGACGAGAGGCGAUUGGCUUGAGCUGGCGGUGGAAAUCCCUGGACAGAGGGAUGAUGAGGCGUCAACAGUGUUCUUGGCUGAGAUGUUGAGAGAAGCGCUGCUGGCGGAUAACGAAUUCGCGAAGAAGUUGAGGAUUAACAAGAGGUUCCACUGGCGAUUAUAUCUUGACGUUCUUCUAAUAUCUCCUCCCCUGUCGUACCCUCUCCCGCUACUAUCCCUUACAACGCAUCUCGCUCUUCUGGCAACACGCCUCCCCCGUCUCAAGUCUGAGGGCGAUGAGGAUCCCAUGUUUGACGACGACUGGGAGGCCUCGACAUUCCUGUACCCCCGCGAUGGCGCUGAUGCAGCGGGCUCACGACCACCUAUUACGCUACUUGUCGUUGCGAUCAGCGACAACACCAUCUUUGACCCUGCAAAGGAGGAACUUGCUGUCGCAGAGACUGCCCUGGCCGUAUCCGUGGCCGAGGUCCGUCAUGUUAAGACAGAGGGUGAUAUGGAGGUCGACAAGGGUAGCCGAGAGCUUAAGCUGCUGUCAAUUCGAACUAUUGACCCCCCGUCGCGACUCACACCACCCGGAGUGCCGCAUACGACGAACAAUGGCGCUGGCAAGGGAGAAGUACAGACGGCUGAGGGUGUAUGGAAGGCACCGCUGGGUGGAACGAAGUUUGGAGUAAUGGAUAGCAUAAUACAGGCUGUGCUUGAGAAGGGAGGAGUUGUUGAUGAUGUCUUGGAUGGGUUGGAGGGUGUUGAACUCCUGUAA